Molecule: messenger RNA, 2918 nt
Organism: Eupeodes corollae
Lineage: Eukaryota; Metazoa; Arthropoda; Insecta; Diptera; Syrphidae
Gene: Cep97
Product: centrosomal protein of 97 kDa
Exons: 13
Coding region: 332-2875 (847 amino acids)
Molecular function (GO): protein binding
Source: RefSeq, a predicted model, not a curated record
ACGAAAAAUCAAUCGUUGAUGGAAUAUCGGAUGAAAUGGUUUUUAUUUGAAAAAUACGAAGAAAAGAAUUCAAUUUUCUUCAUAAAAUAGUGAAAAAUUAAAAUGUUUAUAAAAUGAUUUACAAAUAACAACAUGCAAGUUAAACAAAUAAAUCAAAAUAAGUUAAAAAAUCAAAAAUUUACCAUGAAAAAAGUUUAAUUACAAAUUUUUGCAACAUCCUACCCAAAGAGUUUCUCGAGUCGAGUCAAGUAGAGUGAAUUGAUUUUUCUACCGUGUCCGUGGUGUUCCAGUGUGUGCAUAUAUUUUCUUUUAUUGUUAACUUACCAACAAAAUGAGUGAAGAAGAAUCCUCCGACCGUAUUUCUUUAGAUCUCUCUAAGAGAUCCUUGAAAAAAGUUCCCAAACAAGAAGAUGCACAAAAUGUUCGAAUACUUAUCCUGGAUGAAAAUGAAUUACAAAAAAUCGAUAAUAUCGAUUCGUAUCUUAAGAUUGAAAGUUUAUCAUUGAGUAAAAAUCAACUCCUACGAAUGUACGGUGUGUGUCGUUUGCAUUGUUUACGUGAAUUGAAUCUAUCCUUCAAUGGAAUUCUAACAAUUGAAGGCUUAAAGGAACUCGUCCAUUUAAGGCAUUUGAAUCUCGAAGGCAAUAAUAUUAAAACGAUUGAACAUUUAAAUACUAACAUAAAAUUAGAAUAUUUAAAUUUAUCGGAGAAUAGUAUCGGAAGCAUUUCAGAUAUAUCGUUUUUAAAAUGUCUGAAAGAAUUAUAUCUCCAUGGAAAUCGUCUCACACAUCUGCGCCAAUGUGAAAAGUAUCUACCUACAUCCAUUGAAGUUCUAUCACUAGCCAAAAACAAUAUAAGUGAUCUAAAUGAGAUCUGUAGCCUUUCGAACUUGUGCAAUCUUCAUAGCAUAACAAUCAAUGAGAAUCCUUGUGUUUCAAUGACUUCUGGCCAGGAUGGUUUCAAUCAUCGACCUUUUGUUCUUAAUUGGUGUAUGAGUGUAAAGGUCAUCGAUGGCUUUAUGGUUGAUCCAAUUGAAAGUCUCAAAGCCGAAUGGCUUUAUAGCCAAGGACGAGGGAGGCAAUUUCGAUUAGGUGAACAAGCAUCACUUGGGAAAUAUUUGAGUACAGUUUGUCCAAUGCUUGGCAAAGCCUUAGAAAGUGAAAACGAAAGGAAACUAAGAUUGAUUCUAAGCAAAGCUCAACAACAUCAAAGACAACUACAAGAAGAGAUUUCUGAGAAUUCAACACAAUCUGGAAAUAAUUCACCAUCCACAGGCAGAAAGAAACCAGCUAGUCGAAUACAAUCACCUAGAUUUUCAAGGCUAACUGGCAGACAGGGGUCACCAGAUUCAAUGGCAAGCAGCUAUCAUGGCAAUACAUCUAAUUCUUCGAUUAUUUCAAAUGAGCAAAUGUCAAAUGCAAGUCAUUUAUUACAAAUGACAACUUCACUCAUUGAAAAUAUAAAAAACGAUUCGAUUAUGACACAAAGUUUUGAUUCAAAUUCAACAAAUUGUAAUUCCAAAGGCAAUACCACAUGUUCAUCACAAGAUUCAACACCUCGCACUAUAACACCGAAUCAAUAUAAUGAUCAACCAACAUCGACACCGCCAAUGGGAGGGCCACUUGCAGCAGCUUCUAAAAUGGUUCCAGUCCCAGAAACCCUAAUGAGUCCAGAUUGUUGUCCUGGAUCUGUAGCUCAUAGGGUAACUGUGUCUGCUAUGAAUAAUCAAGUUCAUAAUUCAAAAGUUAACAAAAACAAAGAAAAUAAAAUGAGUUCACCAAAAAUGCGCAGUCCCCACCUGAAACGUAACGCCGAACGCAGCCCAACACUAAGUCCAAGAAAACUAAAUAACAAUGCAAAUUCAAUGCGUUCAAAUUUGAUCAAUGACAAUCAAAUAAAACAACGUCUAAUGACUAAUUCAGUCCAUGUUACAACACCGGAUGUUGGUUCGACCGGUGCAAGUUCAGAUGAUGAUAGUGAUCAUAUAAAUGUGGAUAAAUUGAAAACUAUACGUAAUAAGGCUGCACAGAGAUGUCAACAGCAAAAGGAAAUUAUUGACAUUUCAAACGUAAAUACCAAUCACGAAACGGAGUCCUCAGCUGUGGUUAUUCAAAAAAUCUGGCGUGGCUAUCGGACACGCAAGAAAACUAAAGAUAUCGCCGAGAAGCUGCUUAAGAAACGAACCCAAGAAUACAUUGAAUUAUUUCAUAGAAAACUAACUAAAGACAUGGAAAUGACCAAAGCUCAACUUGAGAACGAACGCAAAAUCCAGCAGUUACAAAUGCAAGCUAUCAACGCGUUAUGGAAGAAAGUCUCAACUAUGCAAGGUGGAACUGUAAACGUGUCCACAGGGAAUAGUGAAUCGACUGAUGCAGCGACAACAGCAAACAAUCAGGAUGCUAAUCAGCCAAGUAAGACGGUGAGCUUGGAUAAUAGUUCGACGGCUGUUGUAAACGAUUUGGCAAAAACCUGCACCAUGCUUACAACUCAGGUCCAACAACUUCAAGGAUCUAUGCGUGACAUCCUCAACUGCCUGACGGUAUUCUGCAAUUUACCACAAGAAAAUCUCAAACAACUCAUUACCUCCUCUGCCACAAUACCAACGGUCGAUGAUAAAAAAGACUCAGCAGCAACUCAAACCGAAAUCGUUGCCGUUCACACGCCACAGAUAGAAAAUCAAAGCAGUUUCCCCUUCAAAAUUCGACCCUCCACACUGACUCUAGAAACAAAUGAAACGACUACCAAAAUCAUUCUAAAUCAAUCGAUAAGUGAGAACGAUGAAGGUUCACAAUGUGAAAAUUCAACACCAAUGCCGUCUUCAGCUGAGAAAGUCGAUGAGGAAAAAUCUAGUGCAGAAGAUGAGGUUGGCGAUUGAAAAAUAAAAAAUUAAAAACGACUUAGAGAAUAUUGCUGGGAAA